This is a messenger RNA of Fusarium venenatum, 1044 nucleotides long. NCBI's taxonomy places the organism in Eukaryota, Fungi, Ascomycota, Sordariomycetes, Hypocreales, Nectriaceae. The record is from RefSeq and is a predicted model, not a curated record.
AUGGCCAAACCAAUUGUCCUCCAGCUCGGCGACGACAUAAAAUGGAACCACGAUCUGUACACCACCUUCACAUCUCACUUCGACAUUAAGCGGUCGCACAGCAUGCCUCGCGCUGAAUUCAUCCAAGCUCUUAAGAACAAGACUUUUGGCGAAUUUUUCGCCAUUUACAGACCAUUCUGGAACACAGGUGGCGAGAUGGGCAAUUGGGAUGAGGAAUUAAUCUCUUUACUGCCCACCUCUUGCAAGAUCUAUGCUAGUGCUGGAGCAGGCUUUGACUGGGUUGACACUGCUACCCUUGCCAAGAGAGACAUAGGUAUCGCAUAUUGCAAUGCCGCAGCUGCUUGUACAGAAUCUGUCGCCGACGCCGCAAUUUGGCUCAUCAUUUCCGUCUUCCGCCAACUGAGCUGGUCCAGCAUUGCCGCUCGUUCUGGCUCAAGCGAGCAAUUCCUAGAUGCUCAACGCAACCUCGCACCUGUAUCCCGCAACCCCCGCGGCUUCAGUCUUGGCAUCAUCGGCUUCGGCCGAAUCGGUCAACGUAUCGCAGAAAAGGCCUACAAGGCACUUGACAUGAAGAUCCUCUACAACGACGUGGUCCAAAUGCCCAAAAACGUCGAAGAGGCUGUUGGAGCCGUCUAUCACAAAUCUGCAGACACCCUGCUCGCGGAAGCAGACUGUGUUCUUGUCGCGACACCUUUUGCAGGUGAAGCUUUACUCAACAAGGAGGGUCUAGCAAAGAUGAAGAAGGGCGCCAAGCUGGUCAACAUCGCACGUGGAAAGCUCAUCAAUGAGGCGGAUCUUGUAGAAGCUCUUCAAAGUGGACAUCUUUCAGGUGCGGGACUCGAUGUUUUUGAGCACGAGCCUGUUAUCAGCCCUGACCUGAUCAAGAUGAAGAAUGUGGAGCUACUGUCGCAUAAUGCCGGUGCAUCUUUGGAUUCACAUGUUGGAUUUGAGAAGCUGGGUAUGGAGAAUAUUCUUUCUUUUCACAAGACGGGCAAGGCUAUUUCGCCUGUUAAUGCUCACCUAAUCAAGCAGAGCAAGUUGUAA